CAGACCUGCCGAGGCAGCAUUGGCUCUGCAGUGAGUCUAGCUGCCAGAGUGGAUGCACUAGCGCAGAAGUAUAAGGGCCUCAGCCCUGCCAUGCACAAAGGCGCGGGCUAGCUGACAGCGCUCCUGAGACGCGGCCGCCACCAUGUGCUCCAGGCGUCCAUCUGCCUGGGUCCUUUGGCUGGGCUUCAGGCUUUGCUGUCCCUGUGAGAUCGCCAUGUCGGAGGCACCCCGGGCCGAAACCUUUGUCUUCUUGGACCUGGAAGCCACAGGGCUCCCCAGCAUGGAGCCCGAGGUCGCGGAGCUAGCCCUCUUUGCCGUCCACCGCUCCUCCCUGGAGAACCCGGAGCGUGACGAGGCGGGCGCCCUGGUGCUGCCCCGGGUCCUGGACAAGCUGACGCUGUGCAUGUGCCCGGAGCGCCCCUUCACAGCCAAGGCCAGCGAGAUCACCGGCCUGAGCAGUGAGAACCUGGUGCGCUGCCGGAAGGCUGGCUUCGACGAGGCCGUGGUGCGAACACUGCAGGCCUUCCUGAGCCGCCAGGAACGCCCCAUCUGCCUGGUGGCCCACAAUGGCUUUGACUAUGACUUCCCCCUCCUGUGCACUGAGCUGCGGCGCCUGGGUGCCCACCUGCCCCGGGACACUGUCUGCCUGGACACGCUGCCAGCGCUGCGGGGCCUGGACCGUGCCCCCAGCCCCGGCCGUGCCCAGGGCCGCAGGAGCUACAGCCUGGGCAGCCUCUUCCGCCGCUACUUCCAGGCCGAGCCGAGUGCAGCGCACUCUGCAGAGGGGGACGUGCACACGCUGCUGCUGGUUUUCCUGCACCGCGCCGCCGAGCUCCUCGCCUGGGCCGACCAGCAGGCCCGCUGCUGGGCACAGGUCCAGGCCAUGUACUUGCCGCCCGACGCCCUGAGCCUUGAGGCCUGAGUGCCCACCGCAGGCCCAGGCCAGGGCCGUGCUGGCUGUUCUCGGGUGGCCCGUGUACUUCAGCGGGGCUGCUGCUCUGGGGUUCCCACCCUUCCCUGUUUCUCAAUAAACAUUGCCAACUGCUCAC
Tupaia belangeri chinensis (Chinese tree shrew) is the source of this 1049-nucleotide messenger RNA. It is a transcript of the gene TREX2, whose product is annotated as three prime repair exonuclease 2. Gene Ontology annotation, biological process: DNA catabolic process. The record is from RefSeq and is a predicted model, not a curated record. Gene Ontology annotation, cellular component: cytoplasm. NCBI's taxonomy places the organism in Eukaryota, Metazoa, Chordata, Mammalia, Scandentia, Tupaiidae. Gene Ontology annotation, molecular function: 3'-5'-DNA exonuclease activity; nucleic acid binding.